AUGGGUACCAACUGCAGCAGCAACAGUGGAGAUGAAGGGAAAGAAGAAGAAAGGCCGUCCUUCCAAGAACCCUCUUCCCCACUCAUCCUAAACCCCACGCGCCGGAACCCUAAUCAUUUCAAUUCCCCGCCGCAGCCGGAAUUCGAUGACGAUGAGGACGAGCGCAAGGAGAAGAAGGUCAAGCUCGUUGUUCGCUUGCCUCAAUCGAAUGACAACACUAAGCUUGGGGAAAAACAUCACCAGCGGGACAACAGGCGGCAUUCUCGAGAUUCUGAUUCGGGUUCUGGCUCUGGGUCGGGUUCGGAGUCAGAUCCGGAGUCUGAGGAUCGGGCGGAGUGUGCGAAGAAACGCAAGAUUAAUGAAGUUGAUCGCGGAUCUGACGACGAGGUUUUGGAUCAGGAUAAAGAGGACGUGAAAGCGACAGGCACUCCUGGACAUGGAUCACCAUUGGAGUCUGGUCCCACAACUCCUUUGCCAGACAAAAAGUUGUUGGUCUUCAUUCUUGACAGGCUUCAGAAAAAGGACACUUAUGGGGUAUUUUCUGAGCCGGUUGAUCCCAAUGAGCUACCUGAUUAUUUUGAUAUAAUAGAGCAACCUAUGGAUUUUGGGACGGUGAGGAAGAAACUGGAUGAUGGGGCUUAUAAAACCUUGGAAGAUUUGGAGGCUGAUGUGUUUUUGAUUUGCUCAAAUGCCAUGCAAUAUAAUGCUUCAGAUACCGUCUACUAUCGGCAGGCACGAACUAUACAAGACCUUGCGAAGAGAGACUUUGAAAAUCUUAAGCAUGAAGGUGAUGAUGGCGAACCACAGCCCAAGGUUGUGAGGAGAGGCAGGCCCCCCAGCAGCAAGAAUCAGAAGAAGUCUCUUGAAACGUCCCCAGUAGAUCGUGUUGGUGCUGAGCUACCUUCAGGUGCAACUCUUGCUAAUGGGGAAGAUAAAGCAACUGGAUCUAAUUCUUACAAUCUAAGAAAGGGAUCUACAUUAUUUAGGUUUCGGUCUACAGAUCCAUUUACAUCAUCUCACCGCUCAAGAAAUGGUGAAAACUACUCUGAAUGGUCGACGGAAUGGAAUUAUGAAUUUCCAGCAUCAAUUUUAAGGGCUGACAUGAAAUACGGAAAGAAACAGUUUACGGUGGAUGAGAACAAGCGUGAUACCUACAGGGACUCACUGUCUUUGUGCAACAAUUUGCAUAUUUAUCCGAAUUCUAUUGGAAAUAUGAAGCGAUUAGUGCCGGUGGGUCUUCAAGAAGCCCUUGCUUAUGCCAGAAGCCUGGCUAGGUAUGCUGCAAAUCUUGGCCCCGUAGCUUGGAAAAUGGCGACAAAGAAGAUAGAGGCUGUCUUACCUGCUGGGAUACAAUAUGGUCCUGGCUGGGUGGGUGAUAAUGAAGCACCUUCACGGCCAUUGCCUUUUUCAACUGAGAAGCAGAUAUCUUCUAAUAGCACUGCUGGUGAUUGCAAUUCAGGCAAAGUUGUGACACCUCCGACUUCUGAUUUCAGUUCUGGUCUUGCGCACGGUUCUUCUGAAGGAAUGGUCGAAGCUGUCAGAAAACUGAACAGCCAGAACGAUGUAAUAGGACAAGGCGAUGCUUCUUCUUGGAGAAGGCAAUUUCCUUCCCAGCAAAAUCCACAUCACUCGUACAGAAACGGUUUCAAUGGAAUGUUUGGAUACAAUUUAUCUGCAGCUGCCGGACAAGUAGCAAUCCCAGGACAUUCCAUGACAGAAGGGGUUUCCGUUUUGUCUCAGAAGGUGGCAGCGGCACCUGGGAAUGAUCCAUCUUCAAGUCAUUCAUUGGCUAUGAACCAUGUGAAUUCUGAGCAAUCUAAGUUGUUGAAUACUUCAACUCCUGGAUAUCAAAUGGCACAAGGGCAAGCCUCUGGUUCACAUGCAGAAGCUGAAAUGUGGAAUUCAGGGAAAUCUUCUCAACAAAGACAUACUCUUUCAGUUCCUCCUGACCUGAAUGUAAGAGUUCCAGCAAGUUCACCUACUUCUAGCUUACAGAUUGGUUCACCCCAACAGCCAGAUUUGGCAUUACAACUCUGAACAUUGAUUUAUCGAUUUUUGAAGGCUGCAGCUCCUACCUAGUAUGGAGAAUUCUCGACUUUCGGGGCCCAACACAGGCUUGCGAACGGGGCUGCAGGUCGAUAGACUUUAGGAGACAGCGCGUGUACAGGUCAUGUAUCUAAUUCUUUAGGCGUAACUAAACAACUUUUACUGUAACAUUUUAUAAUGCUGACUACGGGACAGGGAAAAAAAAAGAAGGAAUAUUUAUCUGCUUAUGAUUAUGUAAAACAUUAGAUGAGACACAACACUCUUUUCUCCAAGAUCACUACAAUGUUUAUGUCA
Sesamum indicum (sesame) is the source of this 2340-nucleotide messenger RNA. RefSeq lists its product as uncharacterized. NCBI's taxonomy places the organism in Eukaryota, Viridiplantae, Streptophyta, Magnoliopsida, Lamiales, Pedaliaceae. The record is from RefSeq and is a predicted model, not a curated record. Gene Ontology annotation, molecular function: protein binding.